UGCAUAAAGAGGGAGCCCCGCGCUUCAGCCGGGGAGGCAAGCAGCGAGCAGACGGAGCCGCUCUGAGCUCUGCUGUUUUUCCUAGAAACGGAUCCGUGCACCUAGAAAAUAACAGGAAGGGAGAGAAAAAAAACACACGAAGAUCCUGUUGUUUUCGGUCGCUGCCCGAGGAAUAAUUUGGAGGAGAAGGAUCCAUAUUUCUGCUGCUGCCAAGGCUGCGGCGCCGGGGAUGGAGCGCGGGGCGCGGGCCGUGUAGCGGGCUCGCCCAGGGGCUGCCGUUCGGCCAGGCUCGCUCCGCCCGCAGCAGGAUUCCGGCCUCGGCCCGGGCGCUGCCCCGGCGGCAGCGGGAUCCCAGCAAUUGGGGGCCGGUGGGGCUGAAUCCAAGGCCUCCCCCUCCCCCGCUACACACACGCCCCCCACCUCUGCCGCCGCCGCCGCCGCCGGGGACAGAGGCUGGUGCCUGGGGCCCGGCCCUGCUGCGGCUGCCGCUGCCUGCGCUGGGCGGAUCGCAGCCCGCGAGGGGCGGCUGGGUGCAGGGGGCGCGGGGCCGGCGGAGGAGGGAAGCUCCCGAUGGCGCGUCCGAGGCCCCGCGAGUACAAGGCUGGAGACCUGGUGUUCGCCAAGAUGAAAGGCUACCCGCACUGGCCGGCCAGGAUUGAUGAACUCCCUGAGGGAGCUGUGAAGCCUCCAGCAAAUAAGUACCCUAUCUUCUUUUUUGGGACUCAUGAAACUGCAUUCCUGGGGCCCAAAGACCUCUUCCCAUAUAAAGAAUAUAAAGAUAAGUUUGGGAAGUCAAACAAACGAAAAGGAUUUAACGAAGGACUGUGGGAAAUAGAAAACAACCCUGGAGUCAAGUUUACUGGAUACCAGGCAAUCCAGCAACAGAGCUCAUCAGAAACUGAGGGAGAAGGAGGAAAUACGGCUGAUGCAAGCAGCGAGGAGGAAGGUGAUCGGGUAGAAGAGGAUGGAAAAGGCAAAAGAAAGAAUGAAAAAGCAGGCUCAAAACGAAAAAAAUCCUACUCUUCGAAGAAAUCCUCCAAGCAGUCACGGAAAUCUCCCGGAGAUGAAGAUGAUAAGGACUGCAAAGAGGAAGAAAAUAAGAGCAGCUCUGAUGCGGGAGACGCAGGCAAUGACACAAGAAACACUUCUUCAGAUUUGCAGAAAACCAGUGAAGGGACUUAACCAACAUAAUGACUGCUGCACAUGAAGGGAAAACACAAGAAGGUUAUGUGUUUGGUUGUCUAAUAUUCUUGGAUUUGAUAUGAGUCAGCACAUCUAUUCAUUGGUAUCAUCAACAGCAUCCCAGUUUGUAUGCACAUUAUUCACAUUCCUAUCUGUUGUGUUUGCAGAAAUGACAUUUUACUUUUUUUCUAAGGGAUAUCUUUUGAUUUUCAUAUUAUUUGGUUGCAUGGAGUUGCCCUUUUCCAGUGACUGAGGUUUAUGGAGACGUUGCAGAGUUGUACAUGUGGUAGAAGCCUUUUCUAAAGAGAAAAGGCAGAAACUCCAAAUUAAAUAGUUCAAAAUCUGCAUUUUUGUAAAACAAGCAAACCUUAGGAAUUAGUCCCCUACGUACAAGACCACAAGAAUCUAUUCCACCUACAAACAACUUUAAAUUACACUGUAUCCACCUUUUCUUGUUUUUUUGAUCCGUUUACAAAAUGAAAGAAAAAUUCUUCUUCAGCUGAGAUCAUUGCAAAGGUCAAUACUGAAAUAAAAUAUCUUUCCUUAUUAGAAGUACCUAGCUAGUUAUACUCGUUAAUAUUUCUCAAAAUCACGAUGUAAUGUACACUAUCUGGCUUAGUACCUAUAUGUGGAGUUAGUGAAAGUCUUUUUGUGUUUCUUUAGAUUAAUACAAGGAUUUUUUCCAAUGCCAACACAAUUUAAGCUCGUUCAUUUGGAUGCUUUCCAUUUCUAAGCUUAUUGUGAUACAGAAACCCUAUGAAACCAAACCAAAACAUCAAAUUUUCAGUAUUGAAAGGCUUAAAAAAAGGAUCCUGUCAUUCUUCUGUUUUUGGUUUUUGUUUUUAUGUUUUUAAUUUUGGAAAUAGACCUAGACUAGGAAGUAAGCAUUCCAAAACCAUUAUUCUGUGUACAUUAUUGUUGCUAUUGUGAUAAUAGAGAAUUUUAUUUAUUUUUAUGCCAGCUUUUAUUGUGAAAACAUAUUUAGUCUGGUUUUAUCAAUCCUUGUUAUGCUUGUCCUUGGAACAUCUUUUGCGUAUUCAAGGUUUGUAGUUGACAAGUUUACUGUAAAAAACAAAACAAAAAAACAAACAAAAAAACAAAAACAAAAAAUGUAUUGUUUUUACAGAAUAAAUUUAUUGGAAUGUGUAUUGGGAGUAAGGUUUGAGGUUGUAAGCAACUAAGUUAGCGUCAUAUUUGGCUUCAUACGUGUAAUAAUGUGAGGUAUUAAUGUAACUCAAGUAUUAAAGCAAAACAUUCUGUUAACACUGAGUUGACAAUAAUAGAUACAAGUCCAGGUGAGAAUUUUUUUUUCUGUACAGUGCUUUUUUUUUCUGGAUAACAGGAGGUCAUUAAAUUCACCUUGACCAUA
Messenger RNA from Gopherus flavomarginatus (Mexican gopher tortoise), 2551 nucleotides. It is a transcript of the gene HDGFL3, whose product is annotated as HDGF like 3. Lineage: Eukaryota; Metazoa; Chordata; Testudines; Testudinidae. Bases 571 to 1182 code for a protein of 203 amino acids. Gene Ontology annotation, biological process: regulation of transcription by RNA polymerase II. The record is from RefSeq and is a predicted model, not a curated record. The transcript has 6 exons. Gene Ontology annotation, cellular component: nucleus. Gene Ontology annotation, molecular function: transcription coregulator activity; double-stranded DNA binding.